This is a messenger RNA of Nelumbo nucifera (sacred lotus), 810 nucleotides long. Lineage: Eukaryota; Viridiplantae; Streptophyta; Magnoliopsida; Proteales; Nelumbonaceae. The record is from RefSeq and is a predicted model, not a curated record.
AUGGUCACUGAGUUCUUGGAUAUCAAUGCAGGGCCCGUCUCUACCGAUAUCGAUUAUGCAACGGUUUCCUCUAGUGAUAAAGAGUCUUCUUCUUGUGUGAAUUUCAAGCUUUCCGCUUCAAUUGAUGCAUCUGACCAAAAUGUCACUUCAUUGCCAUCGUCCACUAAGUCGUCGUGUCCUACACCAGCUUCAGUUAACUCAUUGAGGCCCUUCAAUCAUCACAAUAACCGGUAUCCUUAUCAUUCUUCUCCAAUGGGGUUUUAUCAUAAUCAGAGGGGGAAUAAGUCUCAUUGGUUUCUUUCGCCACCACCACCGCCACCUCUUUGGCAUUCUUUCCCUCCUCCGAUUGCAAUUGUCAAUCCUCCAUAUGUCAAUGUUCUUCCUCCAUCUCCCCCUCCAUUUCCAGGCUGCAUGCCUCCGUAUGGGUAUUACAAUAAUGGUUACUGUUCACUUACAGAUGCAUACUAUGGUCCGCUGGUGGGGCCACCGCCAGCACCUUUUAUGGAAGCUGUUAAUGGCGGACCACCACCAUAUCCUCAAGAACCUUCUCCUCUGCAUGGGUUUCCUCACCACGAAUUUGAACUGUGCACAAAAAUACAGAAUCGAAUAGAAUAUUACUUCAGUGAACAGAACCUAGUGGAUGAUUUCUACCUGAGGGGCAAGAUGGCUUAUGAAGGCUGGGUUCCUAUUGAUCUUAUUGCUGGGUUCAGAAGGAUAAAAGCACUAACGAGUGAUGUUGAUAUGAUAGUUAGAUCACUGAAAAUAUCAACUACUGUGGAGGUAAAAGAUAAUCAUGUCUGUAAGCGUUGA